This is a messenger RNA of Neohortaea acidophila, 336 nucleotides long. RefSeq lists its product as uncharacterized. NCBI's taxonomy places the organism in Eukaryota, Fungi, Ascomycota, Dothideomycetes, Mycosphaerellales, Teratosphaeriaceae. Gene Ontology annotation, molecular function: mitochondrion autophagosome adaptor activity. The record is from RefSeq and is a predicted model, not a curated record. Bases 1 to 336 code for a protein of 111 amino acids. The transcript has a single exon. Gene Ontology annotation, biological process: mitophagy.
AUGCCCGGCCUCCAAGAUGCCGCCAUCCAACUGGCAGAGACCAUCCAAACGGCGCACAUCAACAAGAAGCCCUCGCCCGAGCACGACUUCGCCCCCUCCACCGCCGCCGACUCGAAAGAGCAAGUCCGCCUCGACCACUCCGCCGACACCGAUGACGUCUCCUCGGACAUUGACGACGACGAAAUCCCCAUCUCCCUCCUGAAGGCCGAGCCUCGCAAGACGCAGAUGCCGCCGCUGCCGGAUCUGCGUUUCGAGCAGAGCUAUUUGGCCAGUAUCAAGGAGGCGCAGGGUUGGCAGGGUGUCACGUAUAUCACUGUGAGGGAUCAGGUGAGUUGA